This is a messenger RNA of Salmo salar (Atlantic salmon), 1340 nucleotides long. RefSeq lists its product as uncharacterized. NCBI's taxonomy places the organism in Eukaryota, Metazoa, Chordata, Actinopteri, Salmoniformes, Salmonidae. The record is from RefSeq and is a predicted model, not a curated record.
AUGAGAGAGACAGCAUUAUGGCAAGCUUUUCAUUCAUCGUCCUUGAAGACAGACAUUGUUCCAUUAAGGACAACGAAGUCAAUUCAGGGUGGAUCUCAAUGGUGACCCAACUCAACGCCCUUGACAGUCCAGAGUCAGAGAGUCAGAACGUCCAUCAGAGCUUUCCAGAGUUACUUGGCGACAAGUACCACUACACGAAUGCCAUUGACAGCUCUCUGCUCUGGACUAUUGGGUACACCCCCUACAUUCCCCCAGCUCUGAAAGGAAGAAGCUUCCCCUCUGUCAAGAGCUUCUUCCUGGAUGAGUGGGAGCCACUGACACUCCUGCAGACUCCUCAGGUUCUGUCCACCAGUGUUUCCAUCGAGGAAGACAACCUGAUCCAGCCUGCUGCAGGCCUAGUGUCUCAGGUUCUGUCCACUAAUGUUGCCAUCGUGGAGAAUGACUUGAUCCAGUCUGCUGCAGGCCUAGUGUCUCAGGUUCUGUCCACCAGUGUUUCCAUCGUGGAGAAUGACCUGAUCCAGUCUGCUGCAGGCCUAGUGUCUCAGGUUCUGUCCACCAGUGUUGCCAUCGUGGAGAAUGACCUGAUCCAGUCUGCUGCAGGCCUAGUGUCUCAGGAUCUGUCCACCAGUGUUUCCAUUGUGGAAAAUGACCUGAUCCAGUCUGCUGCAUGCCUAGUGUCUCAGGUUCUGUCCACCAGUGUUACCAUCAUAGAGAAUGACCUGAUCCAGUCUGCUGCAGGCCUAGUGUCUCAGGUUCUGUCCACCAGUGUUACCAUCAUGGAGAAUGACUUGAUCCAGUCUGCUGCAGGCCUAGUGUCACAGGUGCUGUCCACCAGCAUUUCCAUUGUGGAGAAUGACCUAAUCCAGUUUGCUGCAGGUCUAGUGUCUCAGGACCUGUCUACCAGUGUUGUCAUCAUGGAGAAAGACCCCAUCCAGUCUGCUACAAACCUAAUGUCUCAGGAUGAUGACUCCACCCUGAGAGCCUCCAACCAACCUGAGGUCCUUGUGGCUGAUGUCUCAACCAAGAGAAGUAGACUAGUCAUGACUAUUUCUAUGGUUUCAACCAAGAGUUGCCUUGUUGCUUUACAUGAAGUUGAUGCUAGUGCUACAAGCCUGGAGCAAUCUGCUGAGAAAAUGUCUACCUCUACUACUGAUGUCAACGACAUCUCAACUGCUGCUUCCAAGAAGAAGAAGAGGUGUGGAUUAUUCUCAUCUCUCUGGAGAGCUCUCAGGUGGAAGAACAAGAAGCCUGCUAAAGUGGCUUCCAAGAAGGAGGACAUCUAGGUGAGGACACUCACUGCUGAAGGCACCCACAAUGAUGCUUCUGUUUCUCCUCACCCC